CCCCAAUUUGCUCUCCAGAUGGCUCAUCCCUCAUAAGCUGUCCUGGUGUGCUCUGUUUUCCCCCCGAUCCUCGCAGAGAGCAUAAAGGCGAUGCUUUUGUGCUUCCCCAAGCAUUGCCAGAGACAGGCUGAGCGUGUUUAGUGGAGGGGACUCAUCUCUGCACAGAACCCCGGCGUGGAUGGGAGAUCUCCACGAGGGAGGCUGUGUUCAUUAGGUCCCACCUGGAGGACUCAACCUUCGGGCCAGCCAGGAUGCAUCGAAUGAUGAAAGAAGAAUCAAGCUACAGGACAAGCAGCCUGGAAAAUGCAACGCGUGACACGAGCAAAGAGCAGCUGCAUGUGAAGCUCUGCAAUGGGUCCUGCCAUGCUGAGCAAAUCCUACAGACACUGAACGCCUACCGGCGUGGGGGCAUCUUCACAGAUGUGGUGUUGUUAAUUGAUGGGCAAGAAUUCCCCUGCCACCGUGCUACUUUGUCAGCCAACAGCACUUAUUUCCGGGCGAUGUUUGGUGGCAAUCUCAAGGAAAGCCAUCAGAAUAUCAUCAACAUCCAGAAGAUUUCUGCUUCCACCAUGUCUCUCCUUCUUGACUAUAUGUAUGGGGGGAACAUUGUCAUUCAGGAAGACAAUGUUGAAGGCAUCUUGGAACUGUCUGACUUGCUGCAGAUCUCCAAGCUUAGGGAUGCUUGUAUCAGCUUUCUUGAAGGCCAGCUUCACCCCUGCAAUUGUUUAGGCAUCAUGAAGUUUGCCGAUUCGUUCUCCAUCACUUCCCUGACAGAAAAAAGCAAGAGGUUCAUGCUGGAGUGUUUCGUGGAGGUGUCUUGCCAUGAAGAGUUCCUAGAGAUGGGUGUGAAGGAACUGGUUGAGUAUUUGUCUGAUGAGCAGCUGGUGGUUCCCAAGGAGGAGGUGGUCUUUGAAGCAGUCAUGCGCUGGGUACGACACGACGUACCUGCCCGGAAAGGAGCCUUGAAGGAUCUCCUUGAGCAUGUGCGUCUGCCACUGCUCAACCCCACAUACUUCCUGGAGAAGGUGGAAACGGAUGGGCUCAUCCAGGACUCAAAGGAGUGCAUCCCUCUGCUGCACGAAGCCCGCAAGUAUUACAUCCUUGGGAAUGAGGUCAGCUCUUUGAGAUCGAGGCCCAGAAGGUUCAUGGAGCUGGCAGAAGUUAUCAUCAUCAUUGGGGGCUGUGAUAAGAAAGGCCUUCUGAAGCUGCCCUUCACUGAUCUCUAUCAUCCAAAGAGCAGGCAGUGGACGGCCCUCUCCAGUGUGCCUGGCUACACCAAGUCAGAGUUUGCUGCUUGCACGCUGAAGAAUGAUGUCUACAUAUCAGGGGGACACAUCAGCAGCAAUGAUGUUUGGGUGCUGAGCUCCCAGCUGAAUGUCUGGAUCAAGGUUGCUUGUCUGCAGAAAGGCCGAUGGAGGCACAAAAUGGCAACGCUUCAGGGCAAGAUCUACGCUGUGGGAGGCUUUGAUGGUUUCUACCGCCUCUCCAGUGUGGAGUGCUAUGAUACCUUCUCCAACAGCUGGUCCACCUUGGCUCCACUGCCACAAGCAGUGAGCUCGGCAGCUGUGGUCUCCUGCCUGAACAAGCUCUACGUGCUGGGUGGUGCUGUGGAUGACACUGCUAACACUGACAAGGUCCAAUGCUAUGAUCCAGAAGACAACAAGUGGACUCUCUUGUCUCCCACUCCUUUCUACCAGAGGUGCAUCAGUGCCGUCUGUUUGGACAACAUCAUUUAUGUUGUAGGUGGGCUCCUCAGUAAAAUCUUCAGCUAUGAUCCAAGGAAAGACAGCUGGCGAGAAGUGGCUGCCCUCCCUGGGCCUCUGGAGAGCUGCGGCCUGACGGUGUGCGGAGGGAAGAUUUACAUCCUGGGUGGCCGAGAUGAGAAUGGGGAAGGCACAGACAAAGCAUUCACUUUUGACCCUGUAACGGGGAGUGUGGAGCAGCAGCCCCCGCUGCAGCGCUGUACCAGCUACCAUGGCUGUGUCACCAUCCUGCAGCACAUGAACAGAUGACCGUGGGGCUUUGACAGCAUCUUUCUCCUAUCCAGAUCCUCCCCUUGAGUCGGUGGCUACAUUUGUGGACAGACAGCAGUCUCUCUGUGGGGAAGGGCAACAUAAGGCACUGAAGAUGUGCUCCCACCAGGCCCUGAGCAACCUGUGUUUUGGUUUGGUUUUUUUUUUUCCAGGUCUGAUGAUGCCAAUGGUUUUGAUGCUGAGAGGUGAGAGGAUGAAAGUGCUGGGCUGUAGGAAAGCUGCAUUGCAGACCUUGCCACCUCCAGAUUUAAGCAGGGUUGCGACCCCUGCAAGUUUGACUUCUUUUAAGUUUCCCUGAAUCGUAGAAUGGUUUGAGUUGAAAGGAACCCCUGAAGGCCAUCUGGUCCCACCACCUGCAAUGAACGGGGGCACCCACAGCUCCAUCAGUGCUCAGAGCCCUGUCCUCACUGCCCGUAUUGUAAAAUAAUUUAUUCCUUACAUGGAUGUAGAUCAUGAUUUUCUGUACUGUUGGUGCAAGGGCAAUUAUUUGUUUCUGUCUGACACCCAGGGCUGUUACAGACACAAUUACAUUUACAGGGUCCAAUUCUUCAGCUCUCAGAUAUCUAUGCAUUUAGCUCCAUAGAGCCCUGUGUCAACCCAUGCUUGCCCAAAUGGUCGUUGAUGCCCAUGAGCAGUUCUACUACAGUGGGCAGCUGAGUUUGAGAUCUCAGCUGAUAUCCCAGGAAAAUUUCUCUGCUAAAUCCCUGAAAGCUUGGUUAAAUAGGCCACACUCUGAGUCCAUUCUGCAUAUACUGCAGGGUCUAUCACCUGAAAGCACAGGGUGCUGUCUCUUCUAUGUGUUUCAAGAUUAGUCUCGCUGAGACUUUGUCACUGAGGACAAAGUGAAUCAUGUAGCCAAGAGGUGGUUCUUCAGAGAGCAGUGUGAGGCAAGUUAGAAUGUGUAGAAGUUUUUUUUGUUU
Molecule: messenger RNA, 2953 nt
Organism: Lagopus muta (rock ptarmigan)
Lineage: Eukaryota; Metazoa; Chordata; Aves; Galliformes; Phasianidae
Gene: KLHL35
Product: kelch like family member 35
Exons: 8
Coding region: 252-2012 (586 amino acids)
Molecular function (GO): protein binding
Source: RefSeq, a predicted model, not a curated record